AUGUCGGCAUGUCACUUCGUCCCGCUAGCAAAAUACGAUUGGAGUCUACACCCAGCGCUCGAGCCUGUUGCACUCCCAUGGAAUCCCACGGCAUACUGUUUAAUCGCGGCGUUUUGUGCGGUCUCGCUAUGGAUGACGGUUGAAUUGACCUUGCAGGUGUUUUUCACGUUCCGGCGCCACAGAGGACUUUAUUUCUGGUCGCUUCUGGUCUGCACAUGGGGUGUGGCGUUGCAUGUCCUCGGCGUCAUUCUCAAGCUCUUCAAUGAGAGCAAUUGGAUCAUCUCGAGCAUCAUCUUCAAGGUGGGUUGGGUCGGCAACGUCACGGGCUUCUCUCUCGUUCUGUACUCGCGCCUGAAUCUCGUGGUUCACGACAAGCGCAUUCGAAGGGCGGUCCUCUCCAUGAUCAUCACCGACGCCAUCCUACUCCAUACACCCAUCAUCAUCUUCGACUUUGGGAUUUCCUCCCCCCACCCAGACGUCUGGUACACGCCUAUGAAGGUCAUGGAGCGGAUCCAGGUGGUAUGGUUCAGUGUCCAGGAAACCAUCAUCUCACUCAUGUAUAUCUGGUGUACGCGCGACUUUCUCAAAGAUAUCUACUCGCGCCAGACACAUCGCGUCAUGCAGCUGCUCAUCAGCGCGCAGGUCAUUGCAAUCAUCUUCGACAUCGCGCUCAUUACGGUCGAUUGCAACAACAUGUUUACGCUCAAGGUCGUGAUCCACCCGUUCUGUUACGCCGUCAAGUUGAAGCUCGAGUUCAUCGUGUUGAACCAGCUCCUCGCGCUGAUCAAGCAUGGCAUUGCGCCGAGUAGCUUUCCAGCACCAGAUGAGGAAUCUCCAGAUGCCAGUGGGCCGACGCCCUCGCGAUCGGGUACGCAGGUGGAUAUCAAACACGGCUCUUUCGUGAGCACUGAUAUAACCGCCACCGAUGUGCGGGACAACGGAGCGGAAGCGUCACGGAAAGAUUCUGUUCUCCUGCCAUCUGGCGGGCUCGGGAGGGACAUGGAGUACUAUAGGAAAAGGAACAAGCAGGGCACCGAGACCGAGAAUGUUGACCCUAGCCUUGCCGGCGAUAACACCAACAAUGAUAGCGACAAGAACAAGAAUGAGUCGACGCCGGGUCAGGCACUACUGAAUCCCGACCCGGAUGCUAUCGAACCACUUCCGCUCCCAUCUUCGCCUCACACGCCCUCGCCGCCGCCGCCCCUUCCUCCUCCUCCCCCCAUAAUGACAGCGGGAACUUCGAUAUUAAGAGCCUUGGAGAGGCCCUCGUUUGAACCCCAGCCGCCCGCGAGAUCCCUCUCGGAUCCGACACCGCUAGGAACAGCGCAAAGGGAACAAGACUCGGAAGCAAUUGUCGCGGAGAUUGAGAGGCACUAUCUGGGGAAUUGGAACGGUUAA
Molecule: messenger RNA, 1398 nt
Organism: Cladophialophora psammophila CBS 110553
Lineage: Eukaryota; Fungi; Ascomycota; Eurotiomycetes; Chaetothyriales; Herpotrichiellaceae
Exons: 2
Coding region: 1-1398 (465 amino acids)
Source: RefSeq, a predicted model, not a curated record